Messenger RNA from Panonychus citri (citrus red mite), 5096 nucleotides. Its product is annotated as protein trapped in endoderm-1-like. The transcript has a single exon. Gene Ontology annotation, cellular component: membrane. Gene Ontology annotation, biological process: G protein-coupled adenosine receptor signaling pathway; adenylate cyclase-activating G protein-coupled receptor signaling pathway. Gene Ontology annotation, molecular function: G protein-coupled receptor activity. The coding region runs from base 2481 to 4052 and encodes 523 amino acids. NCBI's taxonomy places the organism in Eukaryota, Metazoa, Arthropoda, Arachnida, Trombidiformes, Tetranychidae. The record is from RefSeq and is a predicted model, not a curated record.
CCAUCUUUUACUCAGUUGAAAUGAGAAUGAGAAUCGUUAAUUGUUCAGUGUUGAUGGAGUAACAAUAAUCAUCUAGUUGGAUCAACAUAGUAAACAUAUAAACACCAACUCCUAGAAACAACAUCAACAAAUGAGUGACUUUUUCAUCAACAUCAUUAGAAUAAUAAUUUCCUUGGCAGACAUUAAUUAACAGUGACAAUAAUAUCAAACAAUUAACAACAACAAUCUAUUUUAUCAAUAUAAAUAUUUAUCUGUGUCAAGUUAAUUGUGAUUAUCCAUUAACACUGAGCAUCUUCAACAAUCAACAGUUUAACAGAAAAUCAACUUGUUGGAUUUACAUUUGAUGGUUUUUUCUUGCUAUUCUUAUCAACAUCUUCAUCAUUAUCAACAUCAUCAUGAUUAAAUUAUCAUGGAGUGUUUAUCUUCAUCAAGAUACAACAAUCAGUGUGAAAUAAAUUACUUUCAUUCAAUAUUUAAAGCAUAAAACUGAAUCAUUUAGACAACAUCAACAAUCAAGAUAAACAUAAUCAUCUGUUUGCAAUUGCUUGUGAAACUUUUAAUCAAUUGUGAUAAUAACAUUAUAUUGUUUAUCAUCAAUUGUUUACAUCUCUAAAUCCAGUUAAUUGUGAAUAUUAAUCAUCACAAAAUUAAGUCAAUAAGGUGACGGUGAGUUAUUAUUACGAUAAUAUAACAAUAAUAAUAAUCAUAGUAAAUCGUAAAAAUAAAAAUCAUCUGAUCAACAAUCCGUCUUGAUAUCUUUCAACCAUCAGCCUUUCAACAGCCAAACAGUAUAACAAACAACAAUUUAACAAUAAUUAAGCCUUAAUUGUGAUAAUAUUAAAUCGUAAUCUCAAAUCAAUAUAAACAAUAAGAAAAGGAAACAAUAAGAAUCUGAAGAUUCAGAAGAAAAAUCAAUCUGAUUACUUUUUCCUUGGGAGAAAUAAAAAGAAUCACAUUGAACAAUAGCUGAUGAAAACAAACUGAAUUAAAUUUAAUCUGCUGAUGGAAGGUAAAAAAUGAUAACAAUUUAUGAUUAAUAGCUGAAAACAAUCAAUUUCUUUCAACAUUUAUCUCAGAAACUUUGAUGGGUUCAACUAUUAUUAUUGAUAUUUUACUCGAAACCACUUUCAUCUCAUCUAUCAUCUAAUAUCCAAGUUAUCCUUUUGUGUCUUUGUUUUGUCAUCAUUUUUUUUUAUCUCCAUCUUCAUCAACUACGAUAACUUAAAUGUCAUUUUGAUGCAGUUUCUUUGACGAUCUGAUCCAAAAUUGAAAUAAAUCAAUAGAAUAUUAGACUUAAAGUCGAAGGUGGAGAAAAGAGUGAGAUUUUCUUUCCUCUCUUCCUGUAUUUCCACUAAAUCCCAAUCAAUUUUCUGUCCGUUCUCACAAUAAUUCCUCAUCUUAUUUUGUCAUCUUCUUUGUCAUUCCAUCUUCUUCUUCUUCUUCUUCCUUGGUCAUCAUCAUUAUCUCCUUUUGGAAGGCGUUUACUUUAUUUCUUUUUCCUCAUCCUUGUCAUAAAAACAUAAGUGAUUACAGAUCAUUGAGCUUCUGGUCAAUCCCUUUGAUUCACUCCCAUCACCAUUUCCUGGCUUCCUGUUUAUCUCCUCUGAUUGUUGUUCCAGUGUUAAUGUUACAUUAUAACUCUUAUUGAAUAUAUAUUAACCUGGAAUGAGAAUUAAAUCAGAAUUAAUUUGUUUACCAUGAAAAUGUCAGAAACAAAGGGCUCGUUACCUUUAAAUUUAACUCCCUGUUAACUCCUUGUUGUUUCAAUCAUUAUCAUCUUCCAAUUUACCAGGAAAAUAAGUCCCUCCAGAAUAAUAAAUUUUAUCGUAUGGUUUCAAGAGAAAGAAGUUUCAUCUCAUCAGAAACAAGUAUUAGCUUUAGUAGUGGGAGAAGAAGACGAAGAAGACAAACAAAGGUAAAAAAACGAUCACGAAAGAGAGAGAAGAAAAGAUUAACUUGAAAAGGCAAAAAAGAGAAGGGAGUAAAAAGGAAGAAGAAGAAAAGAAGACAACAAUUGAGGGAGGGAGAAAGAGUGAGAGAGAGAGAGAGAAAAGGAAGAGGGUAAGAUAGUGAACAAGUGAGAAGAAAGAGGUUAGAAGGACACACAAAGGCUCAGGUCUUCAGGGAACUUUUUCUCUGUCAGUAGUUUCGAAAAAGUCUUAUAAGAUAUUAGAACAAAUCUUUUCGAAGAUAAGUUUCUCUCUCUCUCACUACAUUUCUCCCUCUCUCUCUCUUUCUCUUAACCCUAAUCUUAAUCAUCGUAACUUACCAACUCCCUGCUCAGCUAUCGCUUGAAACGAAGCAAUAUCUCCAAUCGAAAAGAUCACUACGAAUAUUGAAUCGCAAGUCGAUUCUGAGUAAAAAAGAAAUUUUGAUUUGCUUAAAGAGAGAGAGAGAAAGAAAGAGGGAGAGAGAGGGAGGAAAACAAGAAAAAGAUCCAAAUUGUACUAAGAGAAAUCUAAGUUCGAGGUGAGGGUAAAAUGUUAUCACAUCGACUUACAACUGCCCUGGUCAACCUGUCCACCGGAAUUUCCGGAAAUCCCAUUGGUAAUCCAUCCGCUGAUACUCAAGAUCAGUUGUGGUCAAUCGUUAACCAAACAAUAACAUCUUCAUCAAUCAACUCAAGUGAAACAAAUAAUAUAACUUACAACUCCCUUUCUCCAUCUUCAUCAUCAUCAAUACAAAAUCUGUCCAAUAAUCAUUAUUCACAUUUAGCAUCUUCAUUAAACAGUUUUGACAUUAAUCCGAAAACACGUAAUCCCUAUGGAAGUGGACCAGUUUUACCGGACGAUAAUGCCAAUUGGGAUGGACUAUUUCAAUUGAUUGGACUUUCCCUUGUGUCCACUUUAGGCUCAAUGGGAGGUAUUUUCGUCAUCUCGGCAAUUGUUGUCAUUGACACUUUCCAGGUUCGAGGUAACGUUUACCUGGUAAGCUUAUCAUUGAGUCAUCUGUUGGUCACCAUUUUGGUCAUUCCUGCUUCUUGUGUCGCAAUUAUGGCCAAUAUACCCGAUGACCCAUCCAUUUGUCACUUUCAAUGGUUGGUCACCCUUUCAACUUUAACGAUCUCAAUAAUUUCCUUCAUGUUCAUGUCGGUGGAAAAUUUGAAAGGAUUAACCGCCGUUCUUUCAUAUGAAAAGUGUUGUACCAAAUUGCGAAUAGUGUUAAUUGUGAUUAUAAUCUGGCUUUUCGGCCUUGCGUUACCAUUAACUCAACAUGUCAACUCUUUUGGACCUUCAGUUUGUUCCGGUGAUCGUAUUUCCUAUUCAACCAUUGAUCCAACUUAUCAUCUUAUUGUGUCCAUUUGUCUUUUUAUAUUUCCAACGUUGGUCACUUUGUUGUGUUUUACUCGGUGUUUUUUCAUCACCAAAUGGUUACGUUCACAGUUAGAAAUCAAUCCAACGGAAGAUCCUUGGGCUUACAUGUUAACUGAUGAAAGUUUGCUCAAAUCAAACAUUUGCGUUUAUAUAUCAUCAUUUUGCAUGUGGACACCAUUGAUUAUCACCUCAAUUGUUAAUAUUUACUCACCAGUGGCUCAGGAAUGGCUCAAUUCAACCUGGUAUUUGGCCUUAAGCCAUUCAUGUGUUUACAGUUUUCUUUACGCAGCAACAAAUCGUGACUUUGCUGAAGCUUUUUUCAAACUCUUCUAUUAUUGUUGCUGUAAAUCUCAUGUAAAUUGGGCACGGAAAGGGUGUGGUCCUCGUCGUGGUCCAAGUUACGAUCCAAUGGGACUGAGAGUUCAUAUAAUUCCAGGUCUUAACAUGUGCUCACAAAGGCGAGAAGGCGGUUCAUCAGGUGGAUCUGCUGUUGGUGGUGGAUCAACAAGCUUUUCAACAAGAUUAACUUCAAGUGGAGGUGGAGGAUCAAUGGGAGGUGGUAGUUCACUUGGCCAUCAUUCAGGAGGUGGUUUCUCAUUUGGAGGCCAUGGAAGUGGAAGUGGUGGCGGAGGUGGUAGUGGGUUCGGUCAUUCAAUCGGUGGUUCCUCUUGUACCAGUGGACCUUUUGCCAGAUCAUUCCAAUCGGCCAGAGCUUACAGGACAACGGGUGAUCUUUAAAUUAAUAACACUAACUAAUAACUUGACCAUUAAAUUAUUUAUAAGCCAAAAAAGAAAAAGAAAAAAACUAAACUAAUUAAAACUCAAUAAGAAAACAAAUGAAAAAAAGUGAUUGGUCCGAACUCUUGAUUAGAUCAAAAUUAUCCAUUAGAUGACAUUGAAACUCUUUGACCAACUUGACCCUUUUUAAAGUAAAUUUAUUUUUCUCCGUAAAAAAAUUUUUCCUCUCCUCUUAAUUGUUUUCAUUUUGUUUUCUAUUAUUAAAUUGUGACAAUUUACUAAAUCAUUCUCAUAAUUAGAAUAUAAUUAUUUCCUUUCAACCAAAAUUCUCUCAAUCAAUUAACUUGGAUUCCAUUUUAUUUUCUGUUCCUUGUUAACCAAUUUAAUGGAUUAUUUUUGUUUCUCCUUGACUGUUGUUAUAAUAUUUCUCCUGUUGUUGUUAAUUAAACACUAAUUAACUAAAUCCUAGCAAUUAAUUUCCUCCAGAAUUGGCCCAGAAUUUUAAAGCCUCAAGGAACCAACAAAUUUAGUGUUAUAUUAAAUACCAAAGAGUCACAACUUUGUUUACCUGAUUUUUUCUGUCCUCCAACAACAAGAAAAACUGUCACAAUUUAAUUCCUUCUUUGUGAUGAUUAUAACUUUUUCCAUUUUCUAUUUUAUAUUAACCAUCAUUAAAUUUUAUUCUGUUAAUCGUCAAUUACCAUAUUUACCUGACACAAUUAAAGGGGAAAAAAAGGUAAACAAUUAAAAAUGAGAAAAGGAUUAAAGUUAAACGAGAUGAUCAACCAAAACCAAUCUCCAUUUGCUCAUCAUCACCUUUGUUUACAUUACAUUUACAUUGUUACUUGGAAACAAUUUUCAUCAACUUCAAUUAUCCUCUCCAUUGAUUAACUUCAUUGAUUAACCUGCUAAUUAAUUGUGGACCAUAUUCAUAGAAUAAUAUUAAACAUUGUAAGAUGAUAAGUACUAUGAUAAUAUUAUGAUAACAAUAAUAUAUGAAUACUAAAGUAAAAGGAGCCAUUAUUUUAGGUGGAACCUCGAGUA